GUAGUCCAGGAGGUCUCUGCAGGCAGAGUCACUUCCGCCCCAGGUACUCGAGGCCGCGGCCUUCAUUCCUCUCGGAAAGGCUCUGAGCAAAUAAAGAUCUGGGAUUUAUAGCCCUUUUAGAAGGUGAUCCAUAAAUGUUGGGAUCAGAGAGAAUACCUCAGGAGCCACAAGUUGUGUGAGGAGUUCUGGAUACGGCGUGGAGGCUGUCUCAUGCACUCAGGCAUCCUUCCGAAUAGCCUAAUGGUAGCUGGAACCCAGCACACACUCUGCCUGCUAAGGUGUAUGUGGCAGCGUCUGCCUGGGGGAAGCGUUUCCCUAGGAAAAGAAGGAGAAAAUGACCAAGUUCCAGGAGCCGGUGACGUUCAAGGAUGUGGCUGUGAUCUUCACGGAGGAGGAGCUGGGGCUGCUGAACCCGUCCCAGAGGAAACUGUACCGAGAUGUGACUCUGGAGAACUUCCGGAACCUGGUCUCAGUGGGGACUCAGCUCUUCAAACCAGACCUUAUCUUCCAGCUGGAGAGAGAAGAAAAGCGUUUGAUGGUGGAGACAGAAACCCAGAAAGAUGGGUGUUCAGGAAUCAAGAACCAACAUAAUGUGAAGAGUUUUCAAGAAGUGGGAUUAAGCUACCUUUCUCCCAAAGAGCUUUCCUCCUGGCAGACUUGGCAACAGGGUGCAAAUGGGUUAACCAGGUGUCAAGAUUCCAUGAAAAAUUUUCAAAGGAAUAUUUCUAAGUUGCAAAAACAAGGUGAUUCCCCCUGCCAGGUUUGGGCAGGAAUACCAAUGCAGAUUUCUGAAGAUGGGAACUAUAUAUUGACUCCUGGAGAGGAUGGUUCCGAUAACAUAAAAAAUCAAGAAUUUCCAUAUUGGAGAGCCCAGCAUUCUUGCAGUAAAAUGUGUCUGGCAGAGCCACAUAAUUAUCAGUGUAGAUGUCAACAAGUUUCCAUGAAAAAUAGUAUCUGUGAGUGUGAUGGCGUCAGUUGGAUCUCACAUCACAAUGACAAUCUGAGAGGACACAGAACAGAAAAAACCCACAACUGCCAUGACUGUGGAGAAGACAUUAGGAAGGUGUCACUGCAUAAUCAAGAUUUAAUUCAAACAAGACAAAAGCCCUGCCCCUAUAAUGAUUACAGAAAAGUCAUCAGGGAUGACUUCAGCUCUGAGGUUCAUCAACAGUUAGAAGGGGAACCCCAUACAUACAGUCCAUGUGGAAAGGGCUGUAGUUAUAAUUCAGUUCUUCAUAUUCAUCAAUGUGUUCAUAGAAGAGAUGAUUGUAUUUUGGAGACUUCACAUCUGCAAUCCCAUCAGAGAGAACAUACAGAAGAGAAGCCGUGUAUAUGUGAAUAUGGUGAGAACUUGAAUCGGUGCUCCUCUCUUAACAUGGAUGGACUUAUUCACACAGGGAAGACAUCCUAUAGUUGUGAGAAAGCCUUCAGUCACAGCUUAGACCUUGGUGGUAUUUUUAGGGUUAGCACUGGGCAGGAACCCCAUGAAUAUAAGGAGAAUGGGAAUGUCCUUAAUCAUAGUUCUCAUCCUCAAGUCCAUCAGAAAAUCCACACUGAAGAGAAACUCUGCACAGAUGUAGAGUAUGAGGAAGAUUUCAUUUGUAAUUCAAAUCUUAAUAUUCAGCAUAGAGUUCACAUGGAAGAGAUUCCUUAUAAUUCUGAGGAGUGUGCUAAUGGCUUCAGUCUGCCCUCACAUUUCCAAGACCUUCAGAUAGUCCACCCUAGGGAACAACCCUAUAAGCAUUAUUCAUGUGGUAACAACUUCAGCCAAAAUUCAUAUCUUCAAGGCCAUCAGAAAACUCACAUUGGAGAGAAAUCAUAUAAGGAGUGCGGAAAUGGCUUCAAUUGGAGUUUAAAACUUAAAGGUCACCAGAGAGUCCACACUGGAGAGAAGCCAUACAAAUGCAAUGCUUGUGGUAAAGGCUUCAGUCAUAGAUCAGUUUUUAAUGUCCAUCAAAGAGUCCACACAGGAGAGAAACCUUAUAAAUGUGAGGAGUGUGAUAAGGGAUUCAGUCGCAGUUCAUACCUUCAGGCCCAUCAGAGAGUCCACACUGGAGAAAAACCAUACAAAUGUGAAGAGUGUGGGAGGGGCUUCAGUCGCAAUUCAUACCUUCAAGGCCACCAGAGAGUUCACACUGGUGAAAAACCAUAUAAGUGUGAGGAAUGUGGGAAGGGCUUCAGUCGGAGUUCGCACCUUCAAGGCCAUCAGAGAGUCCACACUGGAGAAAAACCCUACAAAUGUGAGGAGUGUGGGAAGGGAUUCAGUUGGAGCUUUAAUCUUCAAAUUCAUCAGAGGGUUCACACAGGAGAGAAACCCUAUAAAUGUGGAGAAUGUGAUAAGGGCUUCAGUAAGGCCUCAACUCUUUUGGCCCAUCAGAGAGUUCACACAGGAGAGAAGCCAUACCAAUGUGAUGAGUGUGGUAAGAGCUUCAGUCAGAGAUCAUACCUUCAAAGCCACCAGAGUGUCCACACUGGAGAGAGACCAUACAUAUGUGAGGUGUGUGGGAAGGGCUUCAGUCAGAGAGCAUAUCUUCAAGGUCAUCAGAGGGUCCACACUAGAGUGAAGCCAUAUAAAUGUGAGAUGUGUGGGAAGGGCUUUAGUCAGAGUUCACGCCUUGAAGCACAUCGGAGGGUUCACACAGGAGGGAAACCAUACAAGUGUGAGGUUUGUACGAAGCGCUUCAGUGAGAGUUCACGUCUUCAAGCACAUCAGAGGAUCCACAUAGAAGGGAGGGCCUAUAAAUGUGAACAGUGUGGCAAGGGUUUCAGUGGAUUCUCAAGUCUUCAAGCCCAUCACAGAGUCCACACUGGGGAAAAGCCAUAUAAAUGUGAGGUGUGUGGAAAAGGCUUUAGUCAGAGAUCAAAUCUUCAGGCUCACCAGAGAGUCCACACAGGAGAGAAACCAUACAAAUGUGAUGCAUGUGGUAAGGGUUUUCGUUGGAGCUCAGGUCUCCUAAUUCAUCAAAGAGUCCACAGUGAUACAUUUUAUAAAAGUGAGCAGUAUGGUAAGCAUUAUCCAUCAGAUAAUCCAUACACAAAUGAAAUCCUGUGUUGCCUUCCCAGAACUCUGCCUUUCCUCACAAGGAAGAGGAGAAAAAUGAUCAAGUUCCAGGAGCCGGUGACGUUCAAGGACGUGGCUGUGGUCUUCAGCGAGGAGGAGCUGGGGCUGCUGGACUCUGUCCAGAGGAAGCUGUACCGAGACGUGACCCUGGAGAACUUCCAGAACCUGGUCUCAGUGGGGCAUCUCUUCUCUAAACCAGAUGUGAUAUCCCAGUUGGAGAGAGAGGAGCAGCUUUGGAUGACGGAGAUACAAACUCAAAGAGGUAGGCAUUCAGCGGAGAAUUGUGCAGCCAGAGUCCUUGAAGGAGGCAGGAAUGAAAAUGAGAUGGAGACUCUUGAUGAAGCGGGAGGAAGGUGCCUUUCUUUGGGAGAGCUCUCAUGCUGGCAGAUCAGGAGACAUGUUGUGAGUAAAUUAACGAAAAGUCAAGUCUCCAUGCUACAUGUUCAAGAAAAGAGUUCUCAGUUCCCCAAACAACUUAAUUCCCCCGGUCAGGUGGGGGCAGGAAUCUCCAUUCAGGAAGACAGCUGUGUAAUGAGUCUUACGGAGAAUCAUUCCAGUAUUAAUGAAAGUCAAGCGUUUACAACAGGGAGAGCUCAGAAUUCUCAGAGUAACAUAUAUCUGAACGAGACACAGAAUUAUCAGAGCAGUUGUAAGCAGAUGCCAGUGAAAAACAAGUUAUGUGUAUUUGCUCCAUGUGCUAACAUCUUCAGUUGUAAUUCACACCACCAUGAUGAUGAUAGUACAGUACACAAAAGAGAGAAAGCUCACAGCAACAAAGACUGUGGUGAAGACAUCUCAAAUGUAUCAUCUCUUGCCCAGCUCAGUAUAAUCCACACGGGACAGAAAACCUACCAGUGUAGUGAAUGUGGAAAAGUAUUCAGUGAUAGCUCCAGACUUGAAGUUCAUCAGCAGUCACACUUGGCAAAGAAGUCCCUUCACUGUAGUACCCGUGAGGAUACCAGUUAUAGCUCAGCCGUUCCCCUUCAACAGUAUGUUCACGCAAGAAAAAAACGCUAUUGGUGUCAUGAGUGUGGAAAGUGUUUUAGUCAGAGCUCAAAUCUGCAAACUCAUCAGAGAGUCCACACGGGGGAGAAACCCUAUUCGUGCGUUGAGUGUGGGAAGAGCUUUAACCAGACCUCACAUCUGUACGCUCACUUGCCUAUUCACACCGGAGAGAAGCCCUAUCGAUGCCAAAGUUGUGGGAAGGGCUUCAGUCGUAGCACAGAUCUUAAUAUCCACUGCAGAGUCCACACUGGAGAGAAACCUUACAAAUGCGAGAUAUGCGGAAAGGGCUUCACGCAGAGAUCACAUCUUCAGGCCCACGAAAGAAUCCACACGGGAGAGAAACCAUACAAAUGUGCAGAUUGCGGUAAACGCUUCAGUUGUAGCUCAAACCUUCACACCCAUCAGAGAGUCCACACUGAGGAGAAACCGUACAGGUGCGAUGAGUGUGGGAAGUGCUUUAGUUUGAGCUUCAAUCUUCACAGUCACCAGCGAGUCCACACGGGAGAGAAACCAUAUAAAUGUGAAGAGUGCGGGAAAGGAUUUAGCUCAGCCUCGAGUUUCCAGAGCCACCAGAGGGUUCACACGGGGGAGAAACCGUUUCGCUGCAAUGUGUGUGGCAAAGGCUUCAGCCAGAGUUCAUAUUUUCAAGCCCAUCAGAGAGUCCACACUGGAGAGAAACCCUACAAAUGUGAGGUGUGUGGGAAGCGCUUCAACUGGAGCUUGAAUCUUCACAAUCAUCAGAGAGUACACACGGGAGAGAAGCCCUAUAAAUGUGAAGAGUGUGGCAAGGGCUUCAGUCAGGCCUCAAACCUCCAAGCUCAUCAGAGUGUCCACACGGGGGAAAAGCCAUUCAAAUGUGAAGCGUGUCAGAAGCGGUUCAGUCAGUCUUCACAUCUUCAAGCCCACCAGAGAGUGCACACUGGAGAGAAGCCAUAUAAAUGCGACACCUGUGGGAAGGCCUUCAGCCAGAGGUCAAAUCUCCAAGUCCAUCAGAUCAUUCACACCGGGGAGAAGCCGUUUAAAUGUGAGCAGUGCGGGAAGGAAUUCAGUUGGAGUGCUGGGCUCAGUGCCCACCAGCGGGUCCACACAGGAGAGAAGCCCUACACCUGUCAGCAGUGCGGGAAGGGCUUUAGUCAGGCCUCACAUUUCCACACACAUCAGAGGGUCCACACUGGAGAGAGACCUUACAUAUGUGACGUAUGUUGUAAGGGCUUCAGCCAGAGAUCACAUCUUGUGUAUCAUCAGAGAAUCCACACUGGAGGGGAUCUGUAGGCAUGCGAGGCGCGACAUGGCCUUUAGUUUGAGUUCACAUCUUGGUCCCCAGUAGAGAGUCUGUGCUGGUGAACGUGAAAAGCUCCUUCAGAACUCAGGAGCCUCGAGGAAUGGCCGCGGGAAAGCAGCUCUAUAAGACGUGUCUCAACAACGCAGUUGGGGGGAUGAAUUCUUUGUAAACAUCAGAUUUCACAUGAGAGAAACUGGUUUCAUAAAAUGGUAAAUGGUGACACCAGAGUUUUCAAUGUCCCGGUUCCGAAGAACACAGCAGAAGGAUCUUACAUUUCAUUGGAGUCACCCAGAAGAGAGGGCGUAUGAAUGGAGAUUAUGUGCAGCACUCGAACAAAAGUAUAUGUGGCAGAUUUAAUGGACAAAUAAAAUUUAAGCCAACUACAAUGUAACCUCCAUGUAAUAGAGGUGUUUUUCACCACUACCAGUAUGUCUACCUUGUAGAACUGCUUGGCUUGUAUGAGGUGCCCAUCAAUUACUGAACAAAGUAGAGAAAACCACUAUAAUGACAAGUAUUUGAAAAUUCUAGUCAGUUCCCUACCUUAAAUUCAUAACAGCAUAUGCAAAAAGAAUCCUGUAAUGCUGCCAUCCACAAUAAUACAAAUUAAUUUCAACAAGACUUCUGAAUGGCUCCUAUCCCCCAUUCAGCCUGUUUUUUGUACAGUGUAUUAUCUGUGUGUACAGUAUAAUACUUAAUCAUUGGUUUGUAUUUUAUAGACUGAAAAGUACUGGUUUUUAUUCAUCUACUAACAUGAUCCUGAAUUUAUACAAUUAUAAAUUUUGAUCCCUAAUUCAUUAGGGUACAGUUUUACUGUAACUCUUUGAAAAUGUUAAAAGUAGUUACUAAUGACAGAAAGUUUUAGUGAACUUGAACUGUGAGUAAUCAGUUUCUUCUCAUUUUCAUGCAAACUUAGGUCAAAGUGCCUAUGCGUAGCUCUUCAUCCAUUGCGACUUUUCAGGCAGGGGCCUUGGCAGGUUUCAUGGACGUCACUUUGUCACAUUCCACCCUCAUUCUUCCUGCUAAAAUGGGGAGGAGGAAGCAGGAUAAGAAAGUUUUUUUAAAUUUUUAUUGAAAUUUCACUUAACUGUAACAGUUUCGGUAAAUUGUCACUUUCACAGCAUUCCGUGUUCAACGCUUUCUCUUGGUCGAAGUGGACAUUAGCUGGUCAGUACGUAUCAAAAUACCCUGUGACCCAGCAACCCUACCACUGGAGGUUUUGCUUAGGAGAC
Messenger RNA from Myotis lucifugus (little brown bat), 6577 nucleotides. RefSeq names its product zinc finger protein 112. The record is from RefSeq and is a predicted model, not a curated record. Gene Ontology annotation, biological process: regulation of transcription by RNA polymerase II. Gene Ontology annotation, cellular component: nucleus. The coding region runs from base 335 to 5338 and encodes 1667 amino acids. The transcript is spliced from 10 exons. Gene Ontology annotation, molecular function: RNA polymerase II transcription regulatory region sequence-specific DNA binding; DNA-binding transcription factor activity, RNA polymerase II-specific. NCBI's taxonomy places the organism in Eukaryota, Metazoa, Chordata, Mammalia, Chiroptera, Vespertilionidae.